Schistocerca americana (American grasshopper) is the source of this 666-nucleotide messenger RNA. Its product is annotated as peptidyl-prolyl cis-trans isomerase FKBP2. Gene Ontology annotation, biological process: protein peptidyl-prolyl isomerization. The coding region runs from base 65 to 502 and encodes 145 amino acids. Lineage: Eukaryota; Metazoa; Arthropoda; Insecta; Orthoptera; Acrididae. The record is from RefSeq and is a predicted model, not a curated record. The transcript is spliced from 2 exons. Gene Ontology annotation, molecular function: peptidyl-prolyl cis-trans isomerase activity.
UCCAAAGAUGUGAGAAGCGUAUUGAUUCGAAUGUCAACAAACACACGUGCUUGUUAUAGUCGAAAUGAAGUGUGAUGUUGUGUUGGUUGUUUUCGUGUUAAUUUGUUCUGCUGUAGUAUCAGGUGCAGAGAAAAGUAAUGAGAACCAACAGAUGAAAAAGAAAUUGCAAAUUGGUGUAAAGAAACGACCAGAUAAAUGCGAAUACAAAUCGAAGAAAGGAGACUUCCUUCAUGUUCAUUAUAAGGGUUCAUUGGAGGAUGGAAAUGAAUUUGACAGCAGCUAUGGUCGAGGACAGCCCCUCACUUUCACUCUUGGCUCUGGGCAAGUAAUCAGAGGAUGGGACAAAGGACUUAUGGGGAUGUGUGAAGGGGAGAAACGGAAACUUGUAAUACCUCCAGAGCUAGGGUAUGGGGCCAGUGGAUCACCUCCAAAAAUACCCAAGCAUGCAACUCUGAUCUUUGAAGUGGAGCUCGUCAAAAUUGACAGACGUGAUGAUCUUUGAAUCAAAUAGAAUGGUGAACUAUCAAAGAGUUAAGUAAAUAUGUGAUCGUAAAAAGUUGGUAACAUAUCUGUAUGUAGUGUGUGCGUCUGAUUGCAUUAAAUGUGGAAAAGUCUUCCAUAGGUUUGUCAGGCAAUAGAAAAAAUGCAACUUUUGACUGUCAGCUA